AUGACAUCACUGAUAUAAUAGUAAUAUGAUAUGUGAUCACAGCCCCGCCCCCUGUAUGACAUCACUGAUAUAACAAUAUAAUGGACCUUGCUGUGGACUUGCCCUUUAAUUCCUCUGUCUGGUUAUUAAUCACAUUAUAUAACGUAUUAAUCCUUUGGUCACACGUCUGUUCUGCUUUAUUCACAUGUCUCAUCCCUGAGUGAUCCUGGGAAACCCCGAGCGCCCAUGUGAGGAAUCGCAACGCCGCAGUAUACAUCCCCGACUCACCGCGGAGAGAUCGCAGCCACACCAGGAGAAAUAAACAGAGAAACAAUGGCGCAGAGAGAGGGGAACCAGGAUGGCAGUAUUGUACAGCGGGUGCUCCGGUUGCCCCUCUUACACUCGGCCUAUCAGAUCAUGGUGUUCGCCUACCAGGAUGUGAAGAAUCUGCACCCGGCGUUGGAGGUCGUCUGUAAUGUUUCGGAGCGAGGGGUGAAGGCGCUGGGGGGGGCGGCAGUUCUUGGGGCGUCUCCGGUGCUGAAGCUCGUGGAGCCCCAGAUGGCGGUGGUGAACAAUGUCGCGGUGCGUGUCGUGGAUCAGCUGGAGGAGCGACUCCCUGUGCUUAACCAAGCGGCAGAUGAGGUGGUAUCAGAUGUCCGUAACAAGUUGGUGAGCGGUGUGAGCGAGGUGCGGGCCCGGGUGAUGGGCAGGGUGCAGGGCACCAUGAACCGGACACAGACUCUGGUCAGAGGGGUCUAUGAAGCCACCUCCUUGGGGGUCCUGUCCCUGGGGACCCUGGGGGUCCGAGAACUCGUGAGACUGGGAGUGGAAAUAGCUGUAAACCGAGCAGAAGACCUGGUGGAUGUCUACUUACCUGAGGAAGAGGAGGACGGUGCCCAGGGGCUGGAGGGCAGCGGCAGUGAGGACACAGAUGAGGAGGAGGAGGCUGGGUCUGGUCUGGUCUCUCGUUUCUCCUCGCUUGUUGGGGUCGUUUAUACACGAAGUUUUAAAAGACUAAACUCCAACCUGGACCUUGUGUGGACGUUCCUCCAUGGUGGCGUUAACCUUCUUUUCGGUAUGCCAACACAGGUAAUGAGAUUCUCUGAUGCCGUCAUGGAGGCUCUGAACAUGCAGAACAUCUCCAAAGAAGAUCCAAAGCAGAAGGUGACACCUAAGAAGAGCCAGGUAGAGUCUUCCUUACUUUUGAGACGAGCCCCAAACAGGAGGCGCUCUCCACAGACUGGAGCGUCCGUCUACCGAGCCUUCACCAAUGACAAGCAAGUCCUCAACAAAAUCGACCGAGCAAGAGCUGGAGGCCGGGAAAGGAGACGUCAAAGUCUGGACAGCUCCUUCUUCCCCUCUGAGAUCCAGGAGGACUAGGCGUGGUGUGUCUGUCAGUGCUGGAUACUACAAGUGUUGGCUUUAUGUAAAAAGGGCGACCCCCCAGCCCAUUCCCAGAGGAGAGGCUCCUGAUGACACAAACCCCAUGGCCACCAGUCGGUGGUUUCUGCAUCUUGGAAUUUUGAAAGCGUAAAAUAAGUGAUCACCGAAACCAGUGUCUCCCCCGGAAUGAUGGCACACCGGUAGAUUGGGGAGGCACUGCUGAGCACUACGUCACCCUUUAUUCUGGAAAUGGGCAUGGAGAUGGGAACCCUGGUGGUAAUGAUGUGUUAGACAACAACCAAAAGUAGAGCUCCCCUUUAACUGCUGAUGUUUAUUCCUGAUAUAUGGUAUUAUGUAUGUGGUGACUUCUCUGUAUCCAGCUUGUCUGUAUCACUCUGACCAAUAAAACCACUCAGCAAGA
Molecule: messenger RNA, 1783 nt
Organism: Hyla sarda
Lineage: Eukaryota; Metazoa; Chordata; Amphibia; Anura; Hylidae
Product: perilipin-2-like
Exons: 7
Coding region: 313-1359 (348 amino acids)
Biological process (GO): lipid storage; positive regulation of triglyceride storage
Cellular component (GO): cytosol; lipid droplet
Source: RefSeq, a predicted model, not a curated record